Messenger RNA from Pelecanus crispus (Dalmatian pelican), 374 nucleotides. The record is from RefSeq and is a predicted model, not a curated record. Lineage: Eukaryota; Metazoa; Chordata; Aves; Pelecaniformes; Pelecanidae.
AUUGAGAGCAGCCCUGAGGAGAAGGACCUGGGGGUGUUGGUUGAUGAGAUUGCUGACCCUGAGACCUGUGACCGAAUGUACGAGAGCUUAGUCAGAAUCCACACCAACUACUACAAAAACAAGUAUCCACGCCUGAAAGACACAAGCUUCACUGGACUGACAGUAGAAGACUGCAAGAUGAUACUAGCAACAGACGUUCUGAAACAGAUGGAAGACAUGAAAAAAGGGACAUGGAAAAAACUGCGAGAAAAGUUUUAUGCCAAGAAACCUGAAGAGGACUCAAAGUGAUAGGCUAACUCCCAGAUUCUCCACUGUACAUAUUCCUAAAGCACUGUAUGUUGCCAUGAUGAAUAAAGCCAUUUAUUCCUCUUAGC